Messenger RNA from Porites lobata, 2218 nucleotides. The record is from the annotation of a GenBank genome assembly. NCBI's taxonomy places the organism in Eukaryota, Metazoa, Cnidaria, Anthozoa, Scleractinia, Poritidae.
AUGAAAAGCUGUUCUCAACUUGCUCAAAAUGGCUUCACAUCGAAUGGGUUGCAUUACAUUUUUCCAGAUGGUGGCAACCCAAUAGAAGUUCUCUGUGAUAUGACUACAGACGGUGGAGGCUGGACCGUUAUUCAGAGACGUUUCGACGGCGCAGUUGAUUUUUAUCUCGGAUGGGAGUCAUACGCAGAUGGGUUUGGAGAUCUAAACGGUGAGUUCUGGCUUGGAAACGAUAAUAUACACCGUUUGACAGCCUCAAGUGAUAUCAUGCUUAGAGUUGACCUGGAGGACUUUGAUGGAAACAUAACAUACGCUGAGUAUACGACUUUUCAAGUGGCUGACGAGGCAGAUAAAUACAGGAUUACGAUUGGAGGAUACAGUGGUACGGCUGGUGACUCGAUGAUAAGUAGCGACACUGGGAAGUCCCUGAGGUAAACAAAUAAUUGGCUGGCAUUUCAUAAGUAUAACGGGAAAAACUCUAAUUUCAUAAUUAGAGGCCAAUUCUAUAAUAAAAAAUAUUUUAUAUCUUUUAUAAUGUGCUUGUUAUUCCACUGAUGAAACGGAAAAAUACCCCAUUAUGAUUUGAAGGUACAGUGGUAUGCCUUGCAACUCGAGUGUUCUUAUAUGGUUAUGUACGUAAAUAGCUCUUCCUCUAUAGUUUCUCCAGGGCGCACUUAAAUUGGAGCCACACUCUGUUGAGUGACGCUCGUCAUUGUUUUUGUUUUUGCUUAUCAAAGAUGGGUAAAUAAAUAAACAAAUUGCAAAUGAUUUUUAUUAUAAACUGCCGCGAGUUUAGCCUCGUAGGAUGAGCGCCGGUUUGUAGAGAGGGGGGUUCUCGGUUCCAACGCUGGCCGGACCACCAACCAGGCACUUAAAACAGCUGGUAAGGUCAUGCUGGCUGUGAUCUAUGAUCUAGUCUCAGUUCAGGUGAUCGCGUCAUUGGGCGGUGAAGUGAAACCGUUGGCAUUGACUCCUCCAUCCUUCCUUAUCAGCUGGAAGGGAACAUAAAAAAGCCCACGCUUCUGAAAAGGGUAACGGACUUAGAUCUAGAAUCGCCACCGCAGUUGUCCCUUUCAUAAUAUAAACGGUCGUUGCCAUUUUUAGGACACUUAGAAAAUGUUUGACCUGUAAGUUAUUGAGAGUGUUUCUAUUAAAAAAGAAAGAAAAUCGCAAUCCAGGGUCGAACCCGAACCACGAACCCGGAGAUUUUGAAUCUUAAUCUCUCUCCCUUACAACUACACUACCACACCGACCCGCCAAAAUUCCGAAAAAUUUAAGUACAUAAAUUAGCAAACUGUCUUUCUUAGCUGUUACAUCAAUCACAGGUGAUCCUAGCCCUUUCCAUAACUUUUAUCGUAAAUUCAACUUGGGCUUCAAGGUCCUUCUUUCUAAGACUAUUCAAAAACGCAUUAUUUUUGGUGGACUAGGGGAGGGGUAGGUGGGCAGUUUCCCAGAAACCUAAUGAAGUCUGAGGAACGAGCCUAGAAAUUCCAUACUGACGACUCGUCACAGCUCAAAUCUGGGUAGUGCUUUUGAUUGGUUGAAGCAAAUUUCCCACGCGGUACGAUCAAUCGGAAGCACUACCCAGAUCUGGGUAGUGAGGGGUCAGAGUGGAAUUUCUGCACUCGUUUUUCAGACGUAGUUUCACUGGGACACCAGUGUUGGCGUUGCGAGAUGUCGGUACUUUUCUCAGGCGUAAAUCAACGCAGACUUAAAGAAAACCUAUAAAAACCUAUAGUGCGGUCAAUCGUUUAUAGGGUCCACGGGUCCCCAGCGAUCGGUUAUACACGUUUACCCUGCCAAAUAUUGGCGAAUCUAGUAAGUCAAAUCAGAUCAUUAAUAUGCAUUUACAUUUUUGAGAUUUUAUUCAUAACCACACAAGAGAUUCAGUCUUGUCGAGUCGUCAAGGCCGACAGUAGAAAACAAAACUAGCAACUGAUUAUAGGACUACAAGAUUAUAAAAUUAUAUUUAAAUUUUUGUCUCCACAGUGGCACGCGGUUUUCAACCAAAGAUUCCGACAAUGAUGCCUUGAAAUGGACCCACUGUGCUCAAAAGAAGAAAGGGGCAUGGUGGUACUCUGGCUGUAGCGCGUCAAACCUUAAUGGGUUGUAUCAUAAUGGUGGAUAUAUACAGGGCGAUAUUGGAAUGAAAUGGAAGGCAUUUAGAGGGCAUUUUUAUUCACUAAAACGUACUGAGAUGAAAGUAAAACCCAAAUCGUAA